AUGCACACUCGCGCAUGGCUCACCGGCCUGUUGGCCAUGUCUGCGGGAGUCAUGGGCAAGUUGAAGUACUUGGGGCUCAUUAUUGACCGUGGAGGACAGGGCUCAUGUCCCGGCGACCACGUCCAAGUGCCCCUUGCAUCAUUGGGCGGCGCCGACUCUGCUGGUCAGAUGAAGCACUUUGUGGACGACGAUGGCAUGAACACGUUUCGACUCUUUCAGGCUUGUCUGGACACCGGUGCAUACUGCAUGCUUGAUCUCCAUAACUUUGCGCGAUACGACGGUGGAAUUAUCGGCCAAGGGGGCCCGACUGACGAGGUUUUCGCCGGGUUGUGGAAGCAGCUCGCGACUUACUAUGCGAAAAACGACAAAAUUAUCUUCGGUCUCAUGAAUGAGCCUCACGAUCUGGAUAUCAAGAUUUGGGCCAAGAGCUGCCAGGCUGCCGUCACCGCAAUCCGAAAAGCCGGUGCCAAGUCGCAAAUCAUCCUCCUCCCCGGAACCAACUUCGCAAGCGCCGAGACAUUCGUGUCUACUGGAAGUGCCGAGGCCCUUGCCGAAAUUACGAAUCCUGACGGUUCGACAGACAACUUGUUGCUUGAUCUGCACAAAUACUUGGACAUCAACAACUCCGGCACCUAUGCCAAGUGUACCACCAACAAUGUGGCAGGCUUCAAGACCGUUGCAGAGUGGUUGCGUAAGAACAAACGCCUCGGUCUCGUGUCGGAGUCUGGUGCAUCAAUGGACCAAUCCUGCAUGACUAAAUUCUGUGAGCAAAACGAGUUCAUUGCCAAGAAUGAUGACGUUCUCGUAGGGUUUGUUGGCUGGGGGGCAGGCGGAUUCGACGGCACGUAUGUGCUUACCCUCACGCCCUCUAAAUCCGGUGAUGCUUGGACCGACAACGAAUUGAUGAAGCAAUGUAUCGUUGCUCCGUUUGGCAAGGCUGCGAGCUCGACUACGCAGGCACCAACAUCUACUACCACAACGUCGGCGACGUCGACAGAGCAGACAACCAACAAAACGACUUCUGCCACCCCGGUUGGCACAAAUAAUACCAAUACGAAUGAAUCCGCUCCAAAGAAGGACAACGCCGCCGGCAAGGUCAUCGUUUCUCAUAUAUACAUCAUUUUAGCGAGCAUGGUAGGACUGCAACUCUACCUCUAUUAG
This is a messenger RNA of Metarhizium acridum CQMa 102, 1161 nucleotides long. Lineage: Eukaryota; Fungi; Ascomycota; Sordariomycetes; Hypocreales; Clavicipitaceae. The record is from RefSeq and is a predicted model, not a curated record.